Chiloscyllium plagiosum (whitespotted bambooshark) is the source of this 5044-nucleotide messenger RNA. Its product is annotated as histone deacetylase 9-like. The record is from RefSeq and is a predicted model, not a curated record. Gene Ontology annotation, molecular function: histone deacetylase activity. Lineage: Eukaryota; Metazoa; Chordata; Chondrichthyes; Orectolobiformes; Hemiscylliidae. Gene Ontology annotation, biological process: negative regulation of transcription by RNA polymerase II.
CACUAUGUUCAGCUGAGUGAUAAUCAUUGUCAGUCGGUUUCUCGGUUUCCCGAGCCGGCUGUGGUUUGAUCACAGCAGGCACACACGGGACAGGAACCCUCAGCAUUGCUGGCACUGGUUUCCUCUUCAGCUGGGUCGGCCCUUCUAUAACGGGGAGAAAUCUGUUUAAUGGUGGAGUGAAAUCUAAUGUCUAAUCUAUUGAAGGGUGGUUUGACUGAACGGGGCACGAGUGUGGGCAUAAUUUAGCCACAGGACAAAUAAACAGCUGUUGUAGUAAGAAAACUGCCCACGAUCAUGUUUGUGCACGAACUAUAUCAGUACAAGUGUAGACUGUUAAAUGCGGUCAAAUUUGCACCAUUUCCUUUUUAUGCACUAAUGUUGUCCAUCACCAGGACAAGCAAGCACUUUCACUCCAUCCAAUUGUAUCCAUGCCGCUGCCUGAAUGUGCUAUAUACAUACUUUGUGUUUCCUAGACUCCUCACAUUAUUGGAUUGCUAUUUUUAGAAAGCUCAAACCGUGUGCUGCCACUAGUGCGGGCUCUGAUCACAUCUCGGUGGCAGGCUGGAUUUUCAAAACAUUCACUGUCUCUUCUUCCUCAUCCUGCUUCCGAGGAACAUGGCGGGUUCGACCUGAUCGCGGCUUCCCGCCCAACUUCGCAAUCCCUGCCAGGCACCUCCUCAUCUCAGCCGAAAGGUCCCUCGCCGCUCCUGAUGUCCACCUAAUGCUGUCAUGGUAGCGGGAUCCGCACGCUGGGAGGUCGCCUUCGAUCGCAAGGUACCGUUUUGCUUACAUGACAUAGUGCUCAAUGCAGCCGUUAAUAAAAGGGUGAGGCUCUAAGCUUCUGUUUGUGUGGACACUACCACGUGUACGCUAUUCUGUGUUCUAUUGCAUGAGACGUAACUAAUGAAUCAUGAGUUCUCCAAUACGUCCAGAUGGGGUUUCUGACCGAGAGCAACCGAUCCAGCUGUUGGCUCAAGACCGAAUGCAUAGCAUGCUCACCUCAGUUGAAGUCAGCUCGGCACUCCCUGUGGCACUCCAACCAACUGCCCCGAUAGACUUACGAACAGACCUGCGGAUCACCAUGCCAGCUGUGGACCCUGUCACAAGAGAACGCCAGUUACAGCAAGAGCUCCUCCUGCUGCAGCAGCAACAACAAAUUCAGAAGCAGCUUCUCUUUGCUGAGUUCCAGAAACAACAUGAAACCCUCGUGAGACAGCACCAAGUCCAGCUUCAGGAGCAUCUCAAGCAACAACAGGAACUGCUAGCUGUGCAACACCAGCAAGAGCUUCUGGAGCAGGAACGCAAACUGGAGAAACAGCGGCAGGAACAAGAGUUUGGGCGACAACUACAGGAACAACAUCUUCUGUUUCUUCGAAAUAAAGAAAGGAGCAGAGAAAGUGCUGUGGCCAGUACAGAGGUCAAGCAGAAACUCCAGGAAUUCCUGUUGAGCAAAUCAGCGAAAGAAUCUCUAUCAACUGGACAGAACCAUUCCUUCCCUCCAAAUCCCAAACACUGGUAUAAGGGGGCCCACCGUGCUUCACUGGACCAGAGUUCACCACCACAGAGUGGAAAUUCUCCAUCAUAUAAGCAACCAUCACUGGCAGUUAAUGACAAACAGGAUGAUUUUCCCCUGCGUAAAACUGCCUCAGAACCAAAUUUGAAGGUGCGUUCCAAGUUAAAACAGAAAGUGGCAGAGAGGAGGAGUAGUCCAUUAUUGCGCAGAAAAGAUGGCACCAUUAUCAGCACCUUCAAGAAGAGAACACUUGAGAGAACAGGUUCCUCAGUUUGUAACAGUGCUCCAGGAUCUGGCCCCAGCUCUCCCAACAAUAACUGCAUUGGAUGUUCAAUAGAGAAUGGAUUCUCACGUUCACACACUGAGCAGUUGCUGCCACAUCGCAGGAUUCUGACUUGGGAUGGAUCAGUGAACGCUCUAAAUCUCUACACAUCACCAUCGUUACCCAACAUUACUCUGGGUCUCCCAGCUCCAACUGCCUCAUCUGCCUCCUCCCACAUCAACGCCUCAACAACAAAUCAAAAUACUGACAGACACGCCAUCCAGGGAAUGACAGCCCUUACUGGACAGUUCAGAGGAGGAACUCCCUUAUCUGCUUAUUUACCAACUGCUCCUUUUGAUGGGAAGGUUAACAGCACCCAUCAUGCCCUGCUACACCAUGUGCUUCUGAUGGAACAGGUUCGAAAGCAGAGUCCUCUCACAACGGGUGUGGCUCCUCUUCAUGCUCAUUCUCCACUGGCAAUAGUGGGGGAGACGUUAUCACCAACUCCCAGGGCGUCAAACAAGUUGCCACGCCACAGACCACUUAAUCGGACACAUUCUGCACCACUCCCACAAAACACACAGGCUCUGGCACAGUUGCUAGUUCAGCAGCAACACCAACAGUUCCUGGAAAAGCAGAAGCAAUACCAGCAGCAGGUACAAUUGACCAAGACACUUUGCAAACCACAUGAGCAGCUUCAGCAGCCUGAAAGCCACCCUGAGGAGACAGAACAAGAACUCUGUGAGCAGCAGGCGGUACAGGAGGUUGAGGGGCCUCCCUGUGGUAGCUACAAGAGCAACAGCAAUGGUACCUAUGUAAGGUCAAUAACAGAACAACAGCCAGACAUUGUGCAGGUGAAACAGGAACCUCCAGACAGUGAUGAUGAAAUCCAAUUCAAACAGGUUGAUCCUGAGAAAAAGACAGCUAUUUUUCACCAGCAGCUUCUGGAUCAUCAGCGUAUCCACCAACUUCGACUGUACCAAGCUCAGAUGGCUGUGGUUGGCAUGACAGGAUUAGACAAGCACAGGUCUGUUUCCAGGACACAAUCAUCCCCUGCUGCUUCCACAUUGCCGCAUUCUUCUAUGGACCAUCCCAUCAGACACGUCUAUACCACUGGAGUUGUCUAUGAUACCGUCAUGCUUAAACACCAGUGCAUUUGCGGUAACCACAACAUUCAUCCUGAGCAUCCUGGGAGGAUACAAAGCAUCUGGUCAAGGUUGCAGGAAGCAGGAUUGCUCAGCAUUUGUGAGCAAAUCCGAGGUCGAAAAGCCACUUUGGAGGAAAUACAGAUGGUUCACUCUGAAUAUCAUUCACUGCUCUUCGGUACUAACCUCCUCAACAGACAAAAGCUGGACACAAGGAAGCUGCUAGGUUCUGUCACGCAAAAUUUCUUCUCUGCUCUCCCUUGUGGGGGUCUUGGAGUGGACAGUGACACCAUUUGGAAUGAGAUGCACUCGUCCAGUGCUGCACGCAUGGCCGUUGGCUGUGUCAUUGAGAUGGCUUCCAAAGUGGCCUCUGGAGAGCUAAAGAAUGGAUUUGCUGUUGUCAGGCCCCCUGGCCAUCACGCUGAAGAAUCCACUGCCAUGGGGUUCUGCUUCUUUAAUUCUGUGGCAAUUACUGCCAAGUACUUGAAACACAAGCUAAAUAUAGGCAAGAUAUUAAUCGUGGACUGGGAUGUUCACCAUGGUAAUGGUACACAGCAAGCCUUUUAUAAUGACCCCAACGUGCUUUAUAUUUCCCUCCACCGUUAUGAUGAAGGAAACUUCUUUCCUGGUAGUGGAGCCCCAGACGAGGUUGGAUGCGGCCCUGGUGAAGGCUUCACUGUGAAUAUUGCCUGGACAGGUGGUCUUGAUCCCCCAAUGGGAGACGUGGAAUACCUUACAGCUUUCAGGACUGUGGUCAUGCCAAUCGCCAGUGAGUUCAAUCCAGAUGUAGUUUUGGUAUCAGCUGGUUUUGAUGCGGUCGAAGGUCAUGCCUCUCCGUUGGGUGGAUACAAAGUCAAAGCCAAAUGUUUUCAGUACUUGACUAAGGAGCUAAUGAGCUUGGCAAAGGGACGUGUGAUUUUAGCUCUUGAAGGUGGGCACAAUCUGACUGCCAUCUGUGAUGCAUCAGAGGCCUGCUUUUAUGCCCUGCUAGGAAAUGAGCUGGAGCCUCUUCCCCAAGAAGUUCAGCUUCAGAAGCCAAACGCCAAUGCUGUAGCUUCUCUGGAAAAAACAAUUGAAAUUCAAAAGAAAUAUUGGAUAUCAGUGCGACAGUAUGCCUCAGAAAUUGACUGGUCUCUCAAAGAUGCCCAAAACCUGGAAAGAAAAGAGACAGAAACAGUUACUGCCAUGGCAUCACUUUCAGUGGACACCAAACAGAGACAUUCCCAGAAAAGGAGCAGACUAAACAGUGACUCUCCAGUGAGGAUCAACAGUUAUACCUCAUUCCCUUUCUCCUUGAACGCUUCCAAAGAUUUCAGGCAUUCUCAGAACUCCUGAUGAACCAAUGGAAGAAGAGCCAGCUUUGUGAAGUGCCAAGUUCAUCCAGCUAUUUCCUUAACAUGACAUCAUUGUCGGUCCCUUAAGACUCUCCCAGACAUGUCGUGUCUGCUGUUUGGGUAGUAUAAAUCAGCUGGAUCUUUCAGACUGUUCAGCCAGCAAAGUGUGACAACUUCUCUUGAUCUAGGAAUACUUAAAAAGACACAUCUAUAAAGUUAUUUUUUCAAAUAAAGAAGUGUCUUACAGGUCAGAAAUAUUUUCACAAAUUUCUUUCUUUUGAUUCUACUGCUGGCUGUUUUCUUUGGAGGCCAAGUACUCGUAGAUUUCCAGUGAUGUACUGAAAUCAUUCUGUUUAUUCUUGAAGGAUGGAUGUUCUAAAAGCAAUGAAACAUACUGAAUUAAGGUUAGGCUAAUAAUGUUGUACCUUUGGAAAAAGCAGGAAAAGCAUCUAAACACUUUCAUAAAAAUGCCUUACAUACACUGAUAUAAAAGAAAAGGUUUUAUUUUGUAUGCCUUGAGAAGCAACAAGAAUCUACAUUUAGAAUAUCAAGAAUAAUAGUGAUAUAACAAUACUUUGAAAUAGUUAUUUGUCUAUUUGCAUUCAUUUUAUUACUGUUCAUCUUUUUUUUUAAUUUCUGAGCUGUAAAUAAGUUUUGACCACUGCAUUAAAGACAUGUGAGCAUCUGCUGUUUUCUUUGAUUUAUAAAUUGAACAAAAUCUUCAUUUCCAACCAAUAUCUCUCGAACUUAUUAAUAUGUUUUGACUUAUGUUAAACCUUAAUCAAAGAUU